AUGACCAGCAAGGUGUUCCUGGAGGCGGCUUUCAAGCUCGGCCAAGCCUUCGUGGAGGCCAACGACAUUAAGUACUCGUUGAGCUCCAAGGACGUCCUGGCGCUCGGGGGCUCGGAGCUCUCGCGACUGUCGGAGCUUUUCGAGUCCGACUACGAAUGGAGUCAGAAGGGCCGAGCAUUGUUUAAGCCGCCCCAGCAGCGCGUGGUGGAUCGUGAUGAUUGCUGUGGGGACGAUCACUGGUUCCUGCACUGGAUCGCCGCGUACCAGAUGCCGCGAGCGCAGACUGCGCAGGUCUCCCCGGAGCAUCUGGCAAGGCGGCGCGACAUGGGUACAUCAUCGACGCGUUUGCCAUCGGAGGAGGGCGAAAGACGUGAGCCUGUGCCCGAGGAGGCUUCGACAUCCCCAUGCGACAGCGCGUCGCAGGUGGAGUCAUUCCACACGUGGCCACCAGCGGAGGUGGUCCAGCUGAUGGAGGAGGUGAGGAAGGAAGCAGACCUCGAGAAUGCCAUAAGUUCGGUGCCACCGCCGCUGCGUCCGUCGGCGCGCCGUCUGCAUGAGAAGCGAGUAGCCGACAGGUGGGCAGUCUGCGAGGGCAGAGGCGGAUGUAUGGCUGGCUUGCUCCGAUGCCUGUUGCCUGCGUUUCCGCGCCCAGGCCAGCCAGUGGAAGGCGCAGUGUACACCUCCUGCGGGGAGGUCGCAGCUUUCCUCGGCUUUGCAGAGGAACUGCGAGCCACGCAUGUGCGCUCAAGGCCUUGGCCUCCACACCCGCAGGGUCCGAUUGCAUGA
Molecule: messenger RNA, 786 nt
Organism: Symbiodinium natans
Lineage: Eukaryota; Dinophyceae; Suessiales; Symbiodiniaceae
Source: the annotation of a GenBank genome assembly